UUGUAGUAUUGUACAUUCAGCAUUGUGCUUUGUAGGUAUUAUAUUAUACUAUAUAGGUAGUAACAAGAGUUGCGUAUGUAAUUAAUUUCAUCGAAAUUACAUCACAGUUUAUUAAAGUAAGAACGUAAUACCUUAACAAUCGUCAAUCAAGGUACAAUGCAAAAUAUGAGAUGCCUAUUGUUAUAAAUAGUCAUGAUGACCGAAUGUAAAGUCCCUGUAUUUGUUAGUCCCCAAUCAUUAACUUUCAGUUUGGAGGACAAGUCAUCUCACAGGCAAAUAAUUACACUAUUUAAUCCAUACGAUUUUCCUGUCAGAUUUAAAGUUUUUUGUACGUGCACUAAAAAGUAUACUGUAGUUGAACCAGAAGGUUCAAUAAGUGCCAGUUCUCGAGUGGAUAUAGUGGUUAGGCACAAUGCUCCUGCACCAGCAUUCUGCGAUAUCAGAGAUAAAUUCCGAAUACAAAUGCAAUAUUAUACAACCAAAAAAGUCAUUGGACACAAAGAUGUUGAAACAGUUUUAGUAAGGUCUUCCGACAAUUUUGAGCUACCAGCUGAAAAUUUUAAACAAUUACUUAGAAGUGAUAUAUCUAUUGAUAACUAUGAUAAUGAAUCUGAAAUAAGACAAAACUGCAAUACAAAAACUCCAGGACCAAAUUUUACAACUCUAUUAAUGGCUGGUGUAUGUAUUUGUGGAUUACUUUUACCAUCAUCAGAAGAUUCAGACAUUCUGAAAUUUCGUAUUUCUUUCAAUUUAAAAUUAGCUUUAGCUUUUGUUUUGGGUAUGACCACAAUAACAAUAUUACAACAUCAAUAAUGCACAAGGAUAUUGUUACAUCAGAAUCCGCUUAUUACGAUUGUUUGAAACUAUUUUGUAUCCAAUAUGUAUGUUUCUAUUAUUAGUUAUUAGAUAUUAAUUUAUUUUUAAAUAUUAAUCUAAGCUAUUUAAUAGAUUAAUCUACUAUAUUCAUGCUAUACUUUUGAACUUUUUGCAAUAAUUUAUUAUUGAUUAUAGUUUUAAGAUCUGUAUGUUUUAAAAAAUUAUCAUUUAUUACCGACCUUUAAGAAUUUCAAUGCCAUACAAUUUGCACUUAUUAAUACAUAAAUAUAUUAA
Messenger RNA from Melanaphis sacchari, 1110 nucleotides. RefSeq names its product motile sperm domain-containing protein 1-like. Gene Ontology annotation, cellular component: cytoplasm. Bases 193 to 813 code for a protein of 206 amino acids. The record is from RefSeq and is a predicted model, not a curated record. NCBI's taxonomy places the organism in Eukaryota, Metazoa, Arthropoda, Insecta, Hemiptera, Aphididae. The transcript is spliced from 4 exons.